This is a messenger RNA of Rattus rattus (black rat), 2019 nucleotides long. RefSeq names its product pyrethroid hydrolase Ces2e-like. Gene Ontology annotation, cellular component: intracellular membrane-bounded organelle. Gene Ontology annotation, molecular function: carboxylic ester hydrolase activity. The record is from RefSeq and is a predicted model, not a curated record. NCBI's taxonomy places the organism in Eukaryota, Metazoa, Chordata, Mammalia, Rodentia, Muridae.
UGCCUAGGCAAGGCCCACAUCUUUUGUCUCCUGUCCGUGGCCUAAAGCUGUCUUGGAGCAACACAGACUCAGAUCUAAGAGCUGACCAUGACACUGUACAAACGUCCUGGAUGUCUGAAUGCUGUGACUUGUGGGCUCCUGCUUCUCGUCCUGCAUGUGAGAGGCCAGGACUCAGCCAGCCCCAUCAGGAACACACACACAGGCCAGGUGAGAGGCAGCCUUGUCCAUGAGAAAGACACUGGCAUUGAUGUCCACACCUUCCUGGGAAUUCCUUUUGCCAAGCCUCCUGUAGGACCACUAUGCUUUGCACCUCCUGAGGCCCCUGAGCCACGGAGUGGUGUGAGAGAUGGGACCUCACAUCUGGACAUGUGUCUACAAAAUGACAAUAUGAUGGGUUCAGAGGAUAUGAAGAUGAUGAAAUUGAUCCUGUCCCCCAUCUCUAUGUCUGAGGACUGCCUGUAUCUCAACAUCUAUGCACCAACCCAUGCCCAUGAGUGUCCUAAUUUGCCUGUAAUGGUGUGGAUCCAUGGUGGUGCACUCACUGUAGGCAUGGCUUCCAUGUAUGAUGGCUCCAUGCUGGCAGCGACUGAGGAUAUAGUGGUGGUCACUAUCCAGUAUUGUCUGGGUGUCCUGGGAUUCUUCAGCACCGGAGACCAGUACGCCAGAGGCAACUGGGGAUACCUGGACCAAGUGGCUGCCCUACACUGGGUCCAACAAAACAUCGCCCACUUUGGAGGCAACCCCAACCGUGUCACUAUUUUUGGUGAGUGAGCAGGUGGCACAAGUGUGUCCUCACAUGUUGUAUCCCCCAUGUCACAGGGGCUCUUCCAUGGUGCUGUCAUGGAGAGUGGAGUAGCUGUGCUUCCUGAUCUUAUCUCCCGCUCCUCUGAGGUGGAUUACAGAAUAGUGGCCAAUCUAUCUGGUUGUGCAGAUGUGGACUCAGAGCCCCUGAUGCGGUGCCUAAGAGGCAAGAGUGAAGCAGAGAUUCUGCUUCUUAAUAAGGUUGGCAGAAUGGUCUGUGGUGAUGGAGAGUUCCUACCCAAGCAUCCUCAGGAGCUGCUGGCCUCUGCUAAUUUUCACCGUGUCCCCAGCAUCAUUGGCAUCAACAAUGAUGAGUAUGGUUGGAUUGUCCCUACGAUCAUUGACUCAGCUCAGAAAAUAGAGGAAAUAACCAGAAAGACCCUGCCAACUGUUCUAAAGAGCACAGCCCUAAAAAUGAUGCUGCCUCCUGAGUGUGGUGACCUGCUAAUGGAAGAGUACAUGGGGGACACUGAGGACCCGAAGACUCUCCAAGCACAGUUCAGAGAGAUGAUGGGAGACUUCAUGUUCAUGAUCCCUGCACUCCAAGUAGCACAUUUUCAGCGUUCCCAUGCUCCUGUCUACUUCUAUGAGUUCCAACAUCGGUCCAGCUCCUUCAAGGAUGUCAAGCCAUCCCAUGUGAAGGCUGACCAUGGUGAUGAAGUUUUCCUUGUCUUUGGCUACCUAUUUGGUGACAUAAAAUUUCCACACACUGAGGAGGAGGAGCUACUUAGCAGAAAGAUAAUGAAGUACUGGGCCAACUUUGCAUGGCAUGGGAACCCCAACAGUGAGGGUCUACCCCACUGGCCUGUGAUGGACCAUGAUGAUCAAUACCUGCAGCUGGACAUCCAGCCUUCUGUGGGUCGAGCCCUGAAGGCCAGAAGGCUGAAGUUCUGGACCAAGACUCUGCCCCAGAAGAUCCAGGAACUAAAGGGGGCUCAGGAGAAGCACAAAGAGUUGUAGUGCCCUGUGUGAAGAAAGGCAUGUGGGCUUCAUGUCUGAGGGAUUCUGCAGACACUGUGAAGCCCACACUUGUGUAAACAGCUAUGUGAAGAUCUUCAACUAUGUGUGUGUCCUAGAGAUGAUAUGGGAGAGAAAAAGAAUUCCUGGGCAUGUGUAGCAGAAGAGAUUUCUGUCCCUGGCACCCUGAUGGCUACUCCAUGUAUGGAAAUGACUUCUUGUCAUUCAUAAAAUCCUAAUAAAACCAACCUUUUCACGAUA